Molecule: messenger RNA, 1131 nt
Organism: Oppiella nova
Lineage: Eukaryota; Metazoa; Arthropoda; Arachnida; Sarcoptiformes; Oppiidae
Source: the annotation of a GenBank genome assembly
GGUAUUUACGGUCUGUUGGGAUCUUCCGGUUGCGGAAAAACAACGCUUUUGAGAUGUGCUUUGGGGAGACUCCGACCCAAAAGUGGCUCCAUUUCCCUGUUCGGACACAUUCCGGGAACGGCUUUAAGUCGAGUGCCCGGACCUGGUGUAGGAUAUAUGCCCCAGGAGUUGGCCCUUUACGAUGACUUCAGUAUUGAAGAAACUCUCGUAUAUUUUGGUCGACUCUUUGGCAUCAAAUCGAGAGUCAUUGACUCGAGGAUUGAGUUUAUGGUAGAUUUGCUUCAAUUGCCAAAUCGUCGCAAAUUAAUCGUUGAGUUGAGUGGCGGACAGAAGAGACGGGUCUCAUUAGCCACAGCUCUCCUCCACAAUCCUCCUCUUCUAAUAUUAGAUGAGCCGACAGUAGGCGUUGAUCUGAUUCUUCGGGAGACCAUUUGGAAACAUUUGGAGAAUCUCUGCAAAACCGGAUUGACUGUCAUUUUAACGACUCAUUACAUCGAAGAAGCUAGAAAUGCGGCCAAAGUUGGGUUCAUGCGAUCCGGAAGAAUACUGGCUGAAGACUCACCCCAUCAUCUCCUAAGACGACAUCAAUUGAUGACUUUAGAGGAAGUGUUUCUCAAAUUAUCGCAAUUAGACGAUCAAACUAAAGUGCACCAUAUAAACAAAAAAUCGAGAGUCAUUGACUCGAGGAUUGAGUUUAUGGUAGAUUUGCUUCAAUUGCCAAAUCGUCGCAAAUUAAUCGUUGAGUUGAGUGGCGGACAGAAGAGACGGGUCUCAUUAGCCACAGCUCUCCUCCACAAUCCUCCUCUUCUAAUAUUAGAUGAGCCGACAGUAGGCGUUGAUCUGAUCCUUCGGGAGACAAUUUGGAAACAUUUGGAGAAUCUCUGCAAAACCGGAUUGACUGUCAUUUUAACGACUCAUUACAUCGAAGAAGCGAGAAAUGCGGCCAAAGUUGGGUUCAUGCGAUCCGGAAGAAUACUGGCUGAAGACUCACCCCAUCAUCUCCUGAGACGACAUCAAUUGAUGACUUUAGAGGAAGUGUUUCUCAAAUUAUCGCAAUUAGACGAUCAAACUAAAGUGCACCAUAUGUUGACUUAUAAUAGAAAAUCAAUUCCCAAUGAAAUCAUAGAAACA